AUGGAAGGCGUUCUCGCCAAGGCCUGGGCACAUAUCAAAUGGGAGGAGGAUGAAGCUAACUAUUAUCACUAUUUUCCAAGGAAAGACUCUCGAAGAGACUCAAGGGUAGACAGACGACAGAGUGACAGACAAUCUGAGCCAUACCCGUAUCCUAGUAGAUCAGAGAACAGAAGGAGGGAGUACAACCGGUCGUCCGAGACACGUCUCCGAGAUGGACCAAAGAUACCAGAAUACAAUCUUUCGAUCUCACCAGCCAAAGUCGUUGGCGUACUAAAAGGACUCGGAGACAAAGUGAAAUGGCUGGAAAUGAUGAGGGCUCCAUCUGACCAACGAGAUAGAACAAAAUGGUGUGAGUUCCAAAAUGACCACAGCCACCGAAUGGAUGAGUGCAUUUCCUUAAGACGUGGUCACCUGACUAACUUGUUCAUAGACAAAGGCAAAAGAACAUUCCAGCAAGAGGCAGACAUGUCAGUCGUCCAAAGAGAAGUAACCCUGCUGAUGCCACCUACUCAUGAACGGACAGUGAACGUAAUAACUGGUGGCUCUGAGGUAAGCAGAGUCACCCAUUCAGCAGCCAAAAGACAUGCCAGGCAUACCAACUGGAUCAUAGGAGAGUCCAGCGGGAUAGAGAAGAAUACCAUCAACCUACUAGCUCAAACCAUCAAUUUCUCAACAACACAGUCAACCAGACUCCUCAACCCACAUCAUGAUGUUCUUGUUAUUGCACUUUACAUUGCUAAUUGUCUUACUAAACGUAUUCUUAUUGAUAAUGGCAGUUCAGCUAACAUUUUGUUUUUAAGUGCUCUCAGGGAAAUGGGGAUAGAUGAAUCAAAGAUCGAGCUACCUGUCUAUGCCGAAGGAGUCAAUCUGUCCACAAGAUUCCUGGUAGUAGACUCUCCGUCUACUUACAACGUGAUACUAGGUCGACCAUGGAUACAUGAAAUGGAGGCAGUCCCUUCAACAUACCACCAAGUUCUAAGGUUCCCAACUAAAUGGGGAGUAAAAGAAAUCAAAAGCCAACAGAAAGACUCAAGAGCAUGUUACCAGACUACCAUGAAGGACAAACCUGCUCAGUUAUAG
Molecule: messenger RNA, 1080 nt
Organism: Humulus lupulus (European hop)
Lineage: Eukaryota; Viridiplantae; Streptophyta; Magnoliopsida; Rosales; Cannabaceae
Exons: 1
Coding region: 1-1080 (359 amino acids)
Source: RefSeq, a predicted model, not a curated record